AUGCUUGCUACCAGGCAGUUUGAUACCCCCGAGCAGAGCCACUGGUCAUAUAGCAAGUUUGAGACUCCCCUUCACAAGCCACCUACCACACCUCCACGCAUGUCGAACCAGUUCGAAACCACCUUGCCGACGCCUCCCGAGUGGCAGGGACAGCAGUACUCUUAUCUCUCCGGCUCUGAGAAUAACGUCUUCUCCCAGGCGUACGGAGCUGGUAAUGAGACUUCGGAAGCCUCGCAACCUCGCACUACAGCCGGCACACCAACACAAGCAGAGAUCCAAACCAAGCAGGAGCCCAACACCGGCUUGAGCAGCCGUGGAACAGCAGACCCCCUCGGCCUCCGCCAAGUAAAGCAGCCUACCCCGGAGGACGAGCCUGAGGACAGGCAGCGACAGCAGCAACAAGAACAGCGACAGGCAUCGCAAUCCUCAAACAAGUACACAGAGAUGGCACCUCAGGAGAGGGCGGCCUCGACAGAGAUGCAAGGCCAGACGAUGACCCCAACGGAGCAAGAGGCCGAGACGGCCGCGGCUCACAUGGAUAACGACGAGGCGAACCUGAGCAAAGAGGAGGACGACGACAUGCUGGACGAUGAUGAUAUGCUUGACGACGGCGAGGGCACACCCCAGACUGCUGCUGAGCGCACGGCGGCACGGAGGAAGAUGAAGCGAUUCCGGUUGGUGAACCAUGAAGAGAACCUCACGGAAACCUGA
This is a messenger RNA of Colletotrichum spaethianum, 711 nucleotides long. RefSeq lists its product as uncharacterized. NCBI's taxonomy places the organism in Eukaryota, Fungi, Ascomycota, Sordariomycetes, Glomerellales, Glomerellaceae. The transcript has a single exon. The record is from RefSeq and is a predicted model, not a curated record. The coding region runs from base 1 to 711 and encodes 236 amino acids.